AUGAAUGGAGGCACCACUUUAAUAAAUGGCAAUGGUACCACUAAUGGACUUUUAAAGUAUACUCCACCAUCGUCUUCAGCAGUAGUUGCUUCUUCACAACAAGCGUCUACAACCACCACCACUUUUAAUUCUCCGGAUCCCAUAAUAGAUUUCCCUCAAACUAAAGAUGAAUUAAAUCAACUAUUAGGAAGAUACUACAAGUUAUUAAAGACAUCCCAUCAGUUUAAACAAGACCAUGAAGCUAAAGUUGAAGCUUUGAAAGAACUUGCUCAAGCAAAUGGAGAUUUACCAAAUAAUAUAACUCAUACCAACAACAAUGAUACAUUUAGUGCUGAUUCUGCUAGUGAUGAAGUAUCUAAUGUAUCUAAAGACAAUUCAAAUCUAGAAUCUUCAGCCACUCCUAGCUCUUCGGUUGAUUAUCCUCCAUUUAUAGAUCCAACUGAAAGAGAAAGAUUACUUAUUGAAGAAGUGCUAUAUAAAGUUUCAUCUAAUCAAGAUGAAUUUCUUGCCAAACAACAACAAUUUUAUGAUGAGUUAUUAACUACUGAAAUUGAAGCCAUAGAAAACACCGAUGAUGAAUCAUUCGAUUUUGAUUUGUUUACUAAACAAAUAACUGGAUUACAAUUAUUAUCAAAAGAUUAUGACUUAUCAGAAUCAUUACAAUCAACUUACACUAAUGAAACUAAAUCAUCUCCGAGUAUUGAUAUUGACACCAUUAUUAAAAAAUUAUCAUCAUUUGAAUCUACUGAUUUUAUUUCAAGAGCUAAAUUAUUAGGUAUCAAGAUUCCUCAAAGUUUAAGUGACUUAAAUCCAUUUGCUGCACCAAUUGGAAGUUAUUAUACUGAUAAAAUCUUAACUAAUAAGAUCUCAAAUAGAUUAAGAGAACUUGAAAAUUUACCUGGUAAUUUAGGUACUUUUGAAUUCAAUCUGAUUGAUAAUCAUAAGGUUACUACCAAUGAUAGUUUAAAGAUUAAAGCUCUUAUUGAAUUGAAAUCAUUAAGAUUAUUAUCAAAACAAAAGCAAUUGAAGCGUAACAUACUUAUACAUGAAGCUAAUCAAUCUAAAUAUAUUUUACCAAGCUUAAUGAAUGAUCCAAUUUGUUUACAAGAAAAGAGAUCGUUUAAUAUAAGAUCCAAAAUCGAACAAUCUAAUCCUCAAUAUUUAGCUAUUCAAUUAGAAGAAUUAAAGAAACAAGAAGCAAGAGAAUUGAAACGUCAAUUACAUAUUUCUAAAAUCAAUCAAGUAUUGGAAAGUGCCCUUACUUCUGCCAAUGAUAAAUAUCAAAAAUAUUAUUAUAGAUCAAAUACUUUGGUUAAACAAAUAUCUAACUUUCAUCAAAAUACUGAAAAGGAUGAGUCUAAGAAAUUAGAAAGAACUGCCAAACAAAGAUUGCAAGCUUUGAAAUCCAACGAUGAAGAAGCUUAUAUGAAAUUAUUAGAUCAAACCAAAGAUCAUAGAAUUACUCAUCUUUUAAAACAAACUAAUCAAUUCUUGGAUACUUUAGCCAAUCAAGUUAAAGCUCAACAAGAAGAAUAUGAAUUCACCGAUAAAAGAGAUGUCCCACCUGAAAUUAUGCCUGAACCAAAGCAAGAAUCAGUUGGUGAAGAUGGCGAAGUUAAAGAUGAAAAUGAAGAUUUACGUGAAAAAAUCGAUUAUUAUCAAGUGGCUCAUCGUAUUAAAGAAGAAGUUAAUGAACAACCAAAUAUUUUAGUUGGUGGUAAAUUAAAAGAAUAUCAAUUGAAAGGUUUACAAUGGAUGGUUUCAUUAUAUAAUAAUAAAUUAAAUGGUAUUUUAGCCGAUGAAAUGGGUUUAGGUAAAACCAUUCAAUCUAUUUCUUUAAUUACUUAUCUUAUUGAAAAGAAACAAGAAUCUAAAUUUUUAGUUAUUGUCCCAUUAUCAACUAUAACCAAUUGGACUAUGGAAUUUGAAAAAUGGGCUCCAAGUGUUAGAGUCAUCGUUUAUAAAGGAUCUCAACAACAAAGAAGAUCACUACAACAUGAAGUCAGAUUAGGAAAUUUCCAAGUGAUGUUAACUACUUAUGAAUAUAUUAUUCGUGAAAGACCAUUAUUAUCUAAAUUCCAUUAUUCUCAUAUGAUUAUUGAUGAAGGUCACAGAAUGAAAAAUGCUACUUCCAAAUUAUCAAUUACCUUAAAACAAUAUUAUAGAACUAAGAAUAGAUUAAUUUUAACUGGUACUCCAUUACAAAAUAAUUUACCUGAAUUAUGGGCAUUAUUAAAUUUCGUUUUACCAAGAAUUUUUAAUUCAGUAAAGUCUUUUGAUGAAUGGUUUAAUACUCCAUUUGCUAAUACUGGAGCUCAAGAAAAGAUUGAAUUAACAGAAGAAGAAAGUUUAUUAGUCAUUAGAAGAUUACAUAAAGUGUUAAGACCAUUCUUAUUAAGAAGAUUAAAGAAAGAUGUCGAAAAGGAUUUACCUGAUAAAGUUGAAAAAGUAUUAAAAUGUAAUUUAUCUGGAUUACAAUAUAUUUUAUAUCAACAAAUGUUAAAACAUAAUGCUUUAUUCGUUGGUGCUGAUGUCGGUGGAGCUAAAUCCGGUAUCAAAGGUUUAAACAAUAAAAUCAUGCAAUUGAGAAAGAUUUGUAAUCAUCCUUUUGUAUUUGAAGAAGUCGAAGGUAUAUUAAAUAGUUCAAGAUUAACUAAUGAUUUAAUUUGGAGAACUUCCGGAAAAUUUGAAUUAUUAGAUCGUAUUUUACCUAAAUUCAAAGCCAGUGGUCAUAGAGUGUUAAUGUUUUUCCAAAUGACUCAAGUUAUGGAUAUUAUGGAAGAUUUCUUAAGAUGGUGUGAUAUGAAAUAUUUAAGAUUAGAUGGGUCUACAAAAGCUGACGAUAGACAAGAUAUGUUAAAAGCUUUUAAUGCUCCUAAUUCUGAAUAUUUCUGUUUCCUUUUAUCUACUAGAGCUGGUGGUUUAGGGUUAAAUUUACAAACUGCUGAUACUGUUGUUAUCUUUGAUACUGAUUGGAAUCCUCAUCAAGAUUUACAAGCUCAAGAUAGAGCUCAUAGAAUUGGUCAAAAGAAUGAAGUACGUAUUUUAAGAUUGAUCACCAAUGAUUCUGUUGAAGAAGUUAUCUUAGAAAGAGCCCAUCAAAAAUUAGAUAUUGAUGGUAAAGUUAUUCAAGCUGGUAAAUUCGAUAAUAAAUCUACCGCUGAAGAACAAGAAGAAUAUUUAAAGAGAUUAUUAGAAGCUGACGCUCGUGGUGGAGAAAAUGAAGAAAAUGAUUCCUUAGAUGAUGAAGAAUUGAAUGAAAUUUUGGCUAGAUCAGAAGAAGAAACUGUAUUAUUUGCUAAGAUUGAUGCUGAAAGAAAGAAGCAUGAUAAGAAUUUAUUUAAAACAAGAUUGAUUGAACAAAGUGAAUUACCACCAGUAUUUACGGAAGAUAUCUCUAAACAUUUUGAAAAGAAGGUAGAAGAUAUUGGACGUAAAAGAGAUAAAAAGAGAGUUAAAUACGAUGAUGGAUUAACCGAAGAGCAAUGGUUAAUGGCAAUGGAUGAUGAUAAUGAUACAGUUGAAGAUGCUAUUAAAAGAAAAGAACAAAGAAUUAGUAAAAGAAAAAAGAAUAAGGCAGUCAGAGAGGGAUUAAUUGUGGAAGAAAUUGGUGAUGAUGAAGUUGGAGAAGAAGACGACGAUGAAGAUGACGAUGAAGAGUAUGGAAAUAGUUCAAGAAAGAGACAACGUAGAAGUACAUCAAGAACUCCACAACCAUCUACUAAAUCCAAGGGCAAAGCCAGUAAAUUCGUUGUUGAAGAUGAUGAUGAAGUAGAAGAUGAAGAAGAUGAAGAAGAACCUGUUGAAGAUGAAAUUGAAGACGAUGGUCCCGUUGAUGAAUUGACUCAACAAUGCAAUCAAGUAUUAGCCGAAAUUGAAGAAUUAGUGGCAGACGAUGGGCAUGCUGUGGCGGAGAUCUUCAUCAAAUUACCAUCGAGGAAAUUAUAUCCUGAUUAUUAUCUGAUUAUUAAACAUCCUGUAUCGAUCAAUCAAAUCAAGAAACAAUUAGAGCAAGGUAAAAUAGAAGAUUUUGAACAUUUUAAAUCUGAAGUCAAGCAGAUGUGUAUUAAUGGUAAGACUUAUAAUGAGGAAGGAUCAUUUGUGUAUAGUGAUGCUGACAUAAUUGAGAAGUUAAUUGAUUCUAAAAAUUAA
This is a messenger RNA of Scheffersomyces coipomensis, 4152 nucleotides long. RefSeq names its product RSC chromatin remodeling complex ATPase subunit. Gene Ontology annotation, biological process: positive regulation of transcription by RNA polymerase II. Lineage: Eukaryota; Fungi; Ascomycota; Pichiomycetes; Serinales; Debaryomycetaceae. Gene Ontology annotation, molecular function: histone binding; ATP binding; ATP-dependent chromatin remodeler activity. The transcript has a single exon. The record is from RefSeq and is a predicted model, not a curated record. Gene Ontology annotation, cellular component: nucleus. Bases 1 to 4152 code for a protein of 1383 amino acids.